Aspergillus heteromorphus CBS 117.55 is the source of this 1575-nucleotide messenger RNA. RefSeq names its product phytanoyl-CoA dioxygenase family protein. Lineage: Eukaryota; Fungi; Ascomycota; Eurotiomycetes; Eurotiales; Aspergillaceae. The record is from RefSeq and is a predicted model, not a curated record. The transcript has a single exon. The coding region runs from base 430 to 1392 and encodes 320 amino acids.
ACCGUAAUUCAACCCAUCAACAAAACAAUCCUGAGGUAAUGGUGAUCUUGACUUGGACCUUCCCAUACUUAUCAACCAGUCCAUAAUAAUCCCUAAUCCCUGGCAAUAACGGAUGGUGACCUGUGGCUGACAGGGUAACAUCCCAUCUAUACAAUACUAAUACUACCUACAUAUCUACGACAUCAAUCCGACAUCCAGAUGCUAUCAGGGCACUUUAGGCCGUAUUUAUAGAUAAGUAGUAUCGCCCCGACACUAACAGAUAUCUAUCUCCUUCCCCGCCUCAGCUUCCCCUCAUCCCAACUGACCCGACCCUUCCCUCCAUCCAAACAGCCAAACACCCUCCCAUCCCCAAACCAAACCCAGAGCCCCAAGAAACCCCUAAACAAAAAGAACCAAAGAACAGAACAGAACAGAAAAGGGGAAGAAAAAAUGACCACACCAGCAAACCCAACCCCGCACCUCUCUGCCCUCCAACGCGACGGCUUCGUGGUCAUCCCCUCCCUCCUCACGUCCGAAGAGAUCACGCACUUCCGCACGAUCGCCACGGCAGCCACAACCCUCACCCGAGCCGGACAAUGGCCUCACUUCCGAACAGUGCCGAAGCAAUUCCCGCCGUGGCCCACGACCCCGCCCCCCGCCUCGGAAGGCGGCAUCUGGGGCGUCCAGCACCUGCUACACCCCGAGAUGCCCGGACGGACCGAAUUCGCACGGUUCUACUUCUCCGCGAAAGUCCUCGCGGUGGUGGAGGAGCUGCUGGGCGUGGACGCGGAAAAGAUAGCCCAGGGCGGGGGCGAGGAGCCGCUUCUCAUGGAGCUGUUCAAUCUGCUGGUCGCGCCGGAGACCAAGGACUUUGAGCUGCGCUGGCACCGCGAUGAUAUCCAGGAGACGGUGACGCCGGAGGAGGAGCUGAGGCUGUUGCAGGCGCGCAGCCCGCAGGGCAGGCAGUCGCAUGCGCAGUAUAAUCUGGCGCUGUGUCCGGAUGAGUCCCUCAUUGUGGUUCCGGGGUCGCAUCGGCGGGUGAGGACGGAGGUGGAGCGGAAUGCGGAUCCGUAUGAGGCGGAAUUGCCGGGGCAGUUGGUCGUUAAGUUGCAGCCGGGUGAUGCGGUGUUCUAUGAUAGUAAUAUUCUGCAUCGGGGCGUGUAUAAGGCUAAGGCUGAGGGGGCGGAGGAAACUCGCCUUACUCUUCAUGGAUGUCUGGGGUUGAAUGCGCUGGCGUCGGCCGGGAAUGAGGAUAAGAAGGUCCGCGCUACGGCGAUUCUGCAGCAUGGGGUUGGUGCCUGGGUUCACCGUGAUGAUGCGGCUUUUGGCAUCGGAGAGCGGCCUGAGAAGAUGAGGGCGAACCUGGUGGCUAUGGGGACGGGGGAAGGUGUUGGGUAUUCUCUACAGGGGUAGAUAUUUACCAUCCAGAAUCCCAUGGUUUGGGGGGUGUAAAUACGUGUGAUGCCAUCGAUAUCGAGAACUACUAGUAUUGUCCGUGCGUACAUACGUUGAUCCACCAACCAACCCACACGGGCCAUUGUUGCCUGCAACCAGCCAAAGUAGACUUAUCUGGAUGGAUAAAUACCCUGAACCGAG